Molecule: messenger RNA, 4380 nt
Organism: Metopolophium dirhodum (rose-grain aphid)
Lineage: Eukaryota; Metazoa; Arthropoda; Insecta; Hemiptera; Aphididae
Exons: 5
Coding region: 1-4380 (1459 amino acids)
Molecular function (GO): nucleic acid binding; RNA-DNA hybrid ribonuclease activity
Source: RefSeq, a predicted model, not a curated record
AUGUUUACAAAACUACCAGCUUUAAAAAGCCCCUCCAUUCGUCAACCACCUAAUCCAAAAGAUGCACAAAAACAAAAAAAUAAAACGUCACCAACCACACCCAAAAGCUUACCCAUAUCAAAUUCAUUAAAAAGCACAUCAAAUCCUAAACCGCUACAUCAAAUGUCACCAAAAAAUUCACCCAACGUCAACACUUCAACCAGUUCUAUCAACACGGAUAUCAACAAAAAAUCAUUCGCCUCAACUGUAGCAAACAGCUUAAUACCCAAAAAAGACCAAGCUUUAUUAAUCGAUAUAGACGACAACAUCCCACACAAAGAUUACAUCAUUGCAAUCGGCAAAUUAGUCCAACCGUCUAAUAUUCUAUUUGCGUCCCGUAUAUCUAAAGGUCGCUUAUGUAUAUUCCUAUCAAGCAGCUCAUUAGUAAAUAAUCUAAUUGAUAACCCAUUUAUCACAAUACUACAUCAACAAUUCAAAUUACGAAAAUUUUUCAAUCCGAAUAAAAGAAUAAUAUUAUCUAACGUAUAUCCUAUUAUACCGCCUGACAUAAUCGCAAACGAAUUUAUCAAAUUAAAUAUACCUCUUUAUAGCCCUACAACACAGCUAAGGGCCGGAAUUCAAGUUGAAGACUUCACGCAUAUUUUAAGUUUUCGUCGACAAACUUUUAUCCAACAUGACGAUCUUAUCAAACUCCCACCUUCCAUACUUAUAAAUUACGAAGACACCAACUACAAGAUCUUUUUAUCAGAUGACUCUCUAACCUGCUACUUGUGUAAGGCCCAAGGUCACAUUGCGUCUCAUUGCUCAAACCAGAUUAAUUCACCCAACAUAAUGUCACAGGUAAACAACGAUCAACCCAUUGCAAACACACCGUCUAAAUUAGACGCCUCGUCAAACACAUAUAAUACCCCUAUAGUACCUACCUCCACAUCGAACACCGACACAUCUCCCCUUGAAACACCCAAUAUCACUUCUGAGCCUACACUGCCAUCAAAUCUUCCACCAACAUCAUCGAUCACAUCAAAACCAACACUUCAAAAUUUAGAUGUGAUUCCAAACUCUGACGUUAUCCUAAUGGAAAUUGAUCAACCAACACGCAAUAAAAGAUCUCUCCCCGACUCAUUUCUAACUCACUCUCCACCUCCAUCUCCAUUAGAACCAAAUGUAAACUCAAAAGCAAUGCCUGCUCCACAAAACCCAAUUACAAUCUGUAACAUUUACCUCCCUAACCAAUCUCUUUUCACCGAAGCAGACUUAAAAAACAUCAUUCAACAACUCCCUCCGCCGUUCAUUCUCCUAGGUGACUUCAACAGCCACAACAAAUUAUGGGGCUGCAUAACUACAAACACUAGAGGGAAAAUAUUCGAAUCGGUCAUAGAUUCUGAAAACCUAAUUACACUGAACAACGGUAAACCAACUCAUUUUGGCACAGCAUCCGCUCCUCACCUUACAUGGGACACAUUAUCUCAUCCAUAUGGAAGCGACCACUUGCCCAUAAUCACGAAAUUAACGUACAGAAAUACAGAAGACAUUCAAGUAGAAAUAGCCAACUUAACAAUAGGACAAACUAUAUUCUCAGGUAGAAAGCCCCCAGUUCCUUGGUGGAACUCUCAUUGUAACGAAUCUAUCAAAUCAAAAAAGACGGCCUUCAACAAAUUUAAACGCACUAAAUCCCGAGAUGAUUUCAUAGAAUUCAAAAAACGCAAAGCCCAAGCCAGACGUACAAUCAAAGACAGCAAAACAACGACAAACCCAAAACAAAUAUGGAAUAAAAUUAAGGCUUUUAAAUGCAUCAACAAAUAUGACAAUAUACAAAUCCUCAAAAACGAAAAUGACACAAUAUACUCAGAACCUUCAGAAAUCGCAAACGAACUUGGCUCCUUCUUUUCAAAAGCUAGUAGUACUGAAACCUAUCCCCUUGAUUUUCAAAGAUACAAAUGCGCUCAAGAAAUUGUACCUAUCAAUCUCUAUCAAAAUCAAGACAAUACUCAUAUUAAUAGUCCUCUCACUAUCCAAGAAAUGGAAACAGCCCUCAGUUCCAAGAAAAGCAAUGCUUGCGGAAUAGACCAUAUACCUACGAUGUUUCUUCUCAAUCUUCCAAAAAACGGAAAACUCUACCUACUCAAGAUCUUUAAUCAUAUUUGGAUGGAAAAUCAGUACCCAACAACAUGGCUAACCGCGAUAAUCAAACCGAUCCAUAAACCCAAUAAACCAAAAAACCACGUAUCUAGUUACCGUCCUAUAUCCAUUAUAUGUUCCAUGACAAAACUACUAGAAAAAAUUAUUAACUCAAGACUAAUGUGGUACUUAGAAUAUAACAAUCUAUUAUCCAAUCUUCAACAUGGUUUCCGAAAAAAUAAUUCUACAUUGGACUCUUUAGCAAUUAUUGAAAAUGAAAUUAAAGAAACUUUCAAUCAAAAUCAAUACUUGGUACUACUCAGCCUCGACUUACAAAAAGCUUUCGACACUAUAUGGCGCCACCGUCUUAUUAAAUACAUGGUACAGCUGAAUCUUAAGGGUAACAUAAUUAACUUCAUCACAAAUUACCUCUCAAAUAGAACAAUACAAGUAUCUAAUAAUGGUGCACUAUCUUCCCCAUUCAUUCUUCAUAAUGGCAGCCCUCAAGGCUCUCCUCUAAGUUCAACUCUCUUUCUUUUGGCUAUCAAUGACCUCCCAUCUAUCAUAAAACCCCCAAACAAAAUCACAAUGUACGCAGAUGAUAGUAACAUAUUUUUCAGGGGAAAUAAUCUACCAACUUUAUUUCAGCAGAUACAAAAUUGUAUAAACCACCUACUACAAUGGAGUAAAACUUCUGGUUUUACUUUCUCUCCAAUCAAAUCUCAAUUCAUUAUUUUCUCAAAGAAAAACAUCCCCUACAGUCCAUCUCUUAAAAUGGAAAACACGAACAUUCCUCGAGUAUUCAACAUAAAAAUACUAGGCUUAACCUUUGAUUCAAAACUAACAUGGCGAACUCACAUAAACAACAUAAAAAAUGAGGCAAAAUCUAAACUCAAUAAAAUAAAAACACUAAGUAACCUCGAAUGGGGUGCAGAAAGCAAAACAUUACAGACAAUACACAACUCAAUAAUCCUCUCAGCACUAGAAUAUGGCUCAAUACUAUAUGCAGGAGCAUCUGCGGUAACAAUCAAAACUUUAGAUCCUAUUCACAAUACAGCCCUAAGAUUGUCAAUUGGUGCUUUCAAAAGCAGCCCAGUUCUCAGCAUCAUAAACAUCACAGGCUCUAAAUCACUUGAAAAAAGGAGAAUAAAACAUACAUUGGAAUACUCUUCAAAAACAUUAAUAGCAACAAAAAAUCCCUUCAGCACUAUAUUAAGAAACUCAAUCAACCAAUUCCAAAAUAACGAUAUAAACAAUCUUGGCACUCGUACAGCCACCUAUGCCUCAGACCUCAAUAUUACUUUUACAAACCAAAUUAAUCCUCAAGUCUCUGAACAACCACCAUGGAUUACCUCAAAUCUUCUCAUCUAUCUCAACCUAACUGAACACAAAAAAAAAGAAACCGAUUCCUACAUUUACAAAUCAAACUUCUUCGAUCUAAAAAACAGUCUUCCACCACAUCAAGAAAUAUAUAUUGACGCAUCCAAAAACACGGAAGGAACUGCUAUCGCAAUAAUCCAGCCAAACUCCCAAACAGCAUUUCAAAUCCCAUCAUACAACUCAAUCUAUACAGCAGAAUAUCUAGCUCUUUUAAAAGCCACAGAAUUAGCUGCCUCCUCGGAUAGCCAAUCUUCAACCAUAUACACAGACUCUCUCAGCGCCCUCACAAACUUAGCAAAUCCACAAAAAAACAACCCAAUAGGCAACCUAAUAUUAAACAUUAUAAUCUUAUCCAAAAAAGACAUCAGAUUUCUAUGGGUACCUGGACACAACAACAUACCUGGUAACGAAAUUGCAGACGAAAUGGCCAAAAGGGCAACGAAAGAACCAACUGAUUUCUGGAAUAUAACAACACAUUUAGAUACAAAACUCCUUAUAAACACUAACCUCGACCAAACCUGCCUUCAAGAAUGGAGAUCAGUAAGAAGCAACAAGCUAAGAGAAAUAAAAUCAUCCACCCUCCCUUGGUUGCCUGACACAUCACUCCCGCGUAGACAUCAAAUCGUACUCAACAGAUUACGAAUUGGCCAUACACGUUACACUCAUGAACAUCUAAUGAGCAAAAAGGAUCAACCAAUAUGCACCUCAUGCAACACCGUGACCACUGUCAAACACCUUCUAACAGAAUGCCUCCUCACAAAAGACACCAGAGACAAACUCAUGCUCCCAAGCAACCUUUGUGAAAUACUAGCACCAAACACGGAAAGAACAUCUUCACUCCUAGAACUUCUCAAAGAAACAAACCUUCUGCAAAAAAUAUAA